GUCCUGUAAGGACUUUAAUAUUUAUAUGUGUGCUUUAAAUAUUUUUGAUAAAUAUUCCUCUAUAAAAAUGUAAAGUUUAUAAUUAAUUUAUCUACUUAAUUUGUAAAAAUAUAUGGUUCGUUUUAUGCGAUGUCAUUUCCGGUUUUGCUACUUCCGGUUUCGCCACUUCCGGUUAGCGCUCAGUGCUCAAUCUUGCAAUGAAACCGGCAUGGCGUGCUCUUUAUAGUAUCCAGCGCAUCCACUAAAAACAUCAUAGAGGCAAUGCCUUUUCACCGUACAAUGUAAAUGAGAGAGUGACAGUAAAGGGUAAAUCUUACUACGACUCUGUCUUCAUUGGCUACGGUUUAACUCUGUGUUUAGUCAGCGUUCCAACACACUGCACGAGAACACUACAGUGAAAAGGCAUAAUUUGAUGCUAAAGUGGUUAAGAUGGAUACAAGCAGCAAGAUGUCUGUCUGCAGCGCAAGAAGUGGCAAGUCAUCUUCGUCAUCAGCGAGCGCAGCCCAUGCACGGGCCAGAGCUGAGGCCGCCAAGGUGAGAGCGUCAUAUGCUAGCCAGGAGGCUAAACUUAAAAUGGAAAAAGCCACAAGGGAAGCUCAAAGUCAGAUGGAAACAGUAAGAUUAGACACUGAGUUGGAAAUGUUAACACUGCAACGAGAAGCCGAUGCAGCCGAAGUAGAGGCACAAGUGUUAGAGGAUGCUGAAUUAGCAGAGCAUGCAGUAGAAAGGGUUGGAUCUGUAGCAGAGGAAGCUAAAAUUGAAUGCACCAGUGAAUAUGUAAAUUCUCAAAAUAGCCUUCAGGAUCAUUCUUCACCUCCACUUCUAUUACCUUUGUCCGUCACCCCUCCAUUUCAAGCUGGCUCAAAUAACAGCUUUGUAACAUUGAGUUUAGCUGCGAAAGAUACCUCACAUGCUCAAUCUAUCAAACAUAAGCCAAAGUCUCAAAAAGCUGACAGUUUACACUUACCUGCAACAAACCUAUCUAAUCUGUCCGAAGGUGUGAUUUAGUCUGAAGUUGGGAGGACCAGCCCCAUCAUGAAUGUACCUGUUAAGCCUUAUGUCCCUCAAUAUAUCCCUCCAUCUAGCACGCCACAUCAGGUAGAGUCUCUGGCACAGUAUUUAGCCAGACGAGACCUUGUUAGUUCAGGACUUUACCUAUUUGAUGAUAAGCCUGAAAACUAUCGGUCAUGGUAUUCCUCAUUCGCCAGUGCAGCUCGUGAAGUUCACCUCACAGCAACCCAGGAACUGGACCUCAUGACUAAAUGGCUAGGAAAAGAAUCUAGCGAAAUGGUGAAGCGGAUCCGCUCAGUGCACGUCAGUAACCCCGGUCUUGCUUUACACAAAGCAUGGGAGAGACUACACGAGUGCUAUGCUGCACCAGAAAUCAUCGAAAGGUCAUUGUUUCAGAGAUUGGACAGUUUUCCUAGGAUUUCAGUUAAGGACCACAUCAAAUUACGUGAACUAGCGGAUUUGCUUAUGGAAAUCCAAGGUGCUAAAGAGGAUGGUUAUCUCACAGGUCUGUCAUACCUUGACACUUCACGUGGAAUUGCGCCAAUUGUAGAUAAGCUCCCAUAUGGGCUGCAAGACAAGUGGGUGACUUCCGGGUCAUGCUACAAAGAACGAAAUUAUGGGCGCUUUCCCCCCUUUGGGUAUUUCUGCAACUUUGUGUGCUUUGAAGCAAGGAAGCGAAACGACCCUAGCUUUAUGCAUCAAAGCAGCGCUACAACAACUGCAAAACCAGACAGAACCAUUGUGAAGAGUUUCCAAACUAACAAAGCCAUCACAGUUCACAAAACAGAUGUGCGUGCAGCCAGUGACGACCCUAACAAAAUCUGUCCAUUACACAACAAACCACACCCCUUGAAAAAAUGCAGGACAUUCAGAAACAAACCCUUAGACGAAAGAAAGGCCUUUCUCAAAGAGCAAAGAAUAUGUUUCAAAUGCUGUUCUUCAGUUUCUCACCUCGCCAAGGAAUGUAAGUCUUGCGUAAAGUGCUCUGAAUGCGGUAGUACCAAUCACGAUGCGGCCAUGCACCCUGGCCCAUCACCACAAGUAAUCAAGACUCCAUCACUGUCACAAGAGAAUGGCGGGGAGGAAGAUGAUAACUCUAACCAAGCCGUUGUCAGUAUAAGCUGUACAGAAGUUUGUGGUCCAGGUCAGUGGAGCCGCUCAUGCUCAAAAAUCUGCCUUGUAAAUCUGUUCCCAAAGGGCUCCAAGGACAUAGCCAUCAAAGCCUAUGUAAUUCUUGAUGACCAGAGCAAUCGUUCAUUAGCCAGACCAGAAUUCUUCGAGCAGUUCAAUGUGGAGAGUGAACAAUUCUCAUAUCAUCUCAGAACCUGCUCUGGCAUAAUCGAAACAUCUGGCAGGAAAGCUGAAGGAUUCCAGGUUGAGUCCCUGGAUGGAAAGGUUCUCAUCUCUCUUCCUCCACUUAUUGAGUGUCAUGAGAUCACGAACAAUCGUGCUGAGAUUCCUACGCCAAGUGCAGUUCUUUCCCAGCCUCAUCUCUGUCACAUAGCCAAGCACAUUCCAGAACUAGAACCGAAAGCAGAAAUACUUUUGCUAUUAGGGAGAGACGUGAUAAGGGCUCACAAGGUCAGGCAGCAGGUCAACGGACCAAACAAUGCCCCUUUUGCCCAACGACUAGACCUGGGCUGGGUAGUAAUAGGAGAAGUGUGCCUAGGUAAUGCACAUAGGCCAACGGUCAACACAUUCAAGACCAAUGUGCUGGAAAGUGGCCGAUAUUCAAUUUUUCAACCCUGUACAAGUUUUAUGCGGAUCAAGGAGAUGCAGCAAAGUGGGAACACAUCCGCCAAAUCAACUGAGAAGACACUUGGAGAGACAGUGUUCAGCAGAACCGAGGACGACAACAAACCUGCUCCAUCUGUUGAGGACAUAGCCUUUCUAAAAAUAAUGGACACAAGCGUCUAUAGAAGCGAUGAUAACAGCUGGGUGGCCCCCCUACCGUUUAGAGAUCCACGCAAGCCAUUGCCAAACAACAAGGAGCAAGUCGUUAAUCGUUUAACAAGUCUGCAACGAACUCUGAAAAGAAAACCUGAGAUGCAGCAACAGUAUGUGGAAUUCAUGGAAAGGAUCUUUACCAAUGGACACGCUGAGGUAGCGCCACCACUGAAAGAAGGGGAUGAAUGCUGGUACCUUCCUACAUUCGGGGUUUAUCAUUCCCAAAAACCCAAUCAGAUCAGGGUGGUCUUUGAUUCCAGUGCUCGAUACUCCGGCAUCUCUCUCAAUGAUGUGCUCCUCACAGGGCCCGACCUCAAUAACUCCCUUGUUGGCGUCCUGCUACGCUUUCGGAAAGAGAAGGUUGCAAUCCUAGCGGACAUUCAGCAGAUGUUCCAUUGUUUCUUGGUACAUGAAGACCAUCGUAACUUUCUCCGUUUUCUAUGGCACAAGGACAAUGAUGUGAACAAGGAAAUUAUUGAGUAUCGAAUGAAGGUCCAUGUCUUCGGUAAUCGACCAUCUCCUGCCGUGGCCAUUUACGGACUGCGGAGAGCCAUCAGAGAAUUUGCACAGCAGCACGGUGCCGAUACAAUCAAGUUCGUGGAGAGACAUUUCUAUGUUGAUGAUGGUUUGUUAUCUGUACCAUCCGAAGCUGAGGCAAUUGACUUGCUCAAAACAACACAGGCCUCACUAGCUGAAUCAAACCUCCGUUUGCACAAGUUUGCUUCAAACUCUCAGACAGUUAUGGAAGCCUUUCCGCCAGAAGAUUGUGCCCCAGUAAUCAAGGACCUAGACCUAAGUGGAGAAACUUCGCCCACACAACGGAGUUUAGGUCUGCUAUGGGAGAUCACGACCGACACAUUCACUUACUCUGCAUCAACAAUUACCAAACCAUUCACCCGGCGUGGUGUCCUCUCCACUGUAAACAGUGUUUUUGAUCCUUUGGGUCUGCUGGCACCCGUCACGAUCCAGGGAAGAGCCCUUCUCAGAGAACUUACCUCUGAACAGCCUGACUGGGACACACCUCUCUCUGAGAAUGAAUUAAGCAAAUGGCAAGCCUGGAAAGAUUCUCUCCAAGACCUAGAUCGGCUUCAUGCUCCACGUGCAUACACAACAACCUCACUAGUCGAAACAGUGCACACAGAAUUGUGUGUAUUCUCAGAUGCAUCUACCAAGGCCAUAGGUGCUGUGGCAUAUCUGAAAGCACUUCAGAAAGAUGGACAAGUAGAAGUAGGAUUUGUCAUGGGCAAGGCAAAAUUAGCACCCCUGUCUGAACCUACAAUCCCAAGGCUCGAGCUCUGCGCUGCGGUCUUAGCAGUAGAGAUGGCAGAUCUCAUUAAGGACGAGCUGGAUCUGGAGCUAAAUGAUAUAAAGUUCUUUACCGACAGCAAAGUGGUGCUCGGCUACAUUUACAAUGAGUCAAAACGAUUCUAUGUGUAUGUCCACAACAGAGUUCAACGCAUCCAUCAGUCCUCAAAACCUGAGCAGUGGCACUAUGUGCGCACAGAAGAAAACCCUGCAGAUCAUGCAUCACGAUCUUUACCUGCACUACGCUUGGCACAGAGUUCAUGGUUUACAGGUCCCUCCUUCCUGCGUCAGCCACCUCCAAAAAAGACACAAACGACUGAGAUGUUCGAACUAAUUGCACCCGAAAAUGACCCAGAAAUACGACCACAAGUACAAACAUGUAUUACUAACCUGAAAGAACCAGAGUUUACCUCUUACCGAUUCCAGCGGUUCUCCACCUUCACCUCCCUAUUAAGAGGAAUAUCAUUUCUAGUUCACAUAGUAAAAUCCUACAAUCACACCAACCAACACAGCAAAUGCAAAGGUUGGCACAGAUGUGACUUACACCGUACUCCAGACGAAAUUAACCAAGCAAGGAAUGUUAUCCUUAAAGCAACACAAAGGGCUACAUUUGCAAACGAACUGACGGCCCUCCAAGGUAACCAAGCCGUACCCAAAAGUAGUCACUUAAGGAAACUCAGUCCAAUCUUGGAGGACAACUUAAUUUGUGUUGGAGGACGACUAAAGUACUCUGAGCUUGCAACUGCAGAAAAGAAACCAAUAAUUCUCCCCAAAGAUAGCCACAUAUCAUUAUUGCUCAUUCGACAUCACCAUGAGCAAGUGAAACAUCAAGGCCGUCACCUGACAGAAGGAGCUAUCAGAGCAGCGGGACUGUGGAUCCUGGGAGGCAAGUCAUUAAUUAAUUCAGUACUUCACAAAUGCAUAACCUGUCGCAAGCUGCGUGGAAAGUUGGAAGAACAACACAUGUCAAACCUGCCACCCGAACGUCUAAAGGUCUGCCCUCCAUUUACAUAUGUGGGACUCGACGUAUUUGGACCGUGGUCCGUCACAAGCAGACGCACCAGAGGAGGACAUGCGGAGAGCAAGCGGUGGGCCAUCAUGUUCUGCUGCAUGAGUUCAAGAGCAGUGCACAUCGAGGUCAUUGAAUCAAUGGACACGUCGAGUUGCAUAAAUGCUCUCAGGCGCUUCUUUGCACUCAGACGCCCUGCGAAACAGCUCCAUUCCGAUUGUGGUACCAAUUUCAUUGGAACGUGUAAGGAGCUCGGAAUGGACAAAGUGGUGCAGAAGUACCUCAGCGAGCAAGGAUGCAGCUGGGAAUUCAACCCACCUCACAGUUCUCACAUGGGAGGCUCGUGGGAGCACCUGAUAGGCAUUGCCAGAAGAAUCCUAGAUUCAAUGUUUCUCCAGCUGAAAACACGUUUAACCCACGAAGUUCUUUGCACACUAAUGGCAGAAGUUACUGCUAUCAUAAAUGCACGACCACUCGUACCCGUGUCUGCAGACCCAGAACAGCCAUUCAUACUUUCACCAUCUAUGCUCCUCACACAGAAGACAGGAGUUCCGCCUCCUCCCGGGGACUUUACGGACAAGGACUUGUACACAAAACAAUGGAGACAAGUUCAGGCUCUCGCAAACCACUUCUGGACCCGCUGGAGACGAGAAUACUUACCUUGCUUACAGCACAGGCCAAAAUGGACGGUACCUCGCAGAAACCUACAAGUCGGAGAUCUGGUUCUGCUCAGGGACAAGCAGACAAUCUCGCAACUGUUGGCCCAUGGCCAGAAUUUCAGCCAUAUUUCCUGGAAAGGACGGCCAUGUAAGAAAGGUUGAAGUCACCACGACUGACCAAGGCAAUAUAAAAACCUUUCUAAGGCCAAUUGUAGAGGUCGUCCUUCUUCUACCGAAAGACUGAUCUAGGGACUAUGGUUUAGCACUUUUACAAGUUCAUAGUGACCUUACAUAGGUCAGGCGGGGAGUGUGUUGUCCUGUAAGGACUUUAAUAUUUAUAUGUGUGCUUUAAAUAUUUUUAAUAAAUAUUCCUCUAUAAAAAUGUAAAGUUUAUAAUUAAUUUAUCUACUUAAUUUGUAAAAAUAUAUGGUUCGUUUUAUGCGAUGUCACUUCCGGUUUUGCUACUUCCGGUUUCGCCACUUCCGGUUAGCGCUCAGUGCUCAAUCUUGCAAUGAAACCGGCAUGGCGUGCUCUUUAUAGUAUCCAGCGCAUCCACUAAAAACAUCAUAGAGGCAAUGCCGUAAGUUCAUUAAUACGAUAUCACACACGUUAAAGAUCAUAUAUUAGAGAUUAUUUGUUCUAAAAGGCGAUGUUUUAUGUGCCGUUAAAAAUGGUUGUAACCACCCUGUUUAGGCUUUAGCGAUGCUAAUAGCAAAUAGUAGUUUGUCUUUGUUAAUUUAUAAUGCAAUGUUAGCCAAGACUCUGAAUAUUGUUGUUUUGUCUUAUUGCAGUUUUCACCGUACAAUGUAAAUGAGAGAGUGACAGUAAAGGGUAAAUCUUA
Molecule: messenger RNA, 6772 nt
Organism: Tachysurus fulvidraco (yellow catfish)
Lineage: Eukaryota; Metazoa; Chordata; Actinopteri; Siluriformes; Bagridae
Exons: 2
Coding region: 1036-6093 (1685 amino acids)
Biological process (GO): DNA integration
Molecular function (GO): nucleic acid binding
Source: RefSeq, a predicted model, not a curated record